This is a messenger RNA of Camelina sativa (false flax), 1725 nucleotides long. NCBI's taxonomy places the organism in Eukaryota, Viridiplantae, Streptophyta, Magnoliopsida, Brassicales, Brassicaceae. The record is from RefSeq and is a predicted model, not a curated record.
GAAUGAAUGUGUCACAAAGCUUGAAAUAUGUGUGUGUGUGUUUUUUAUUUUUUAUUUUUUUUUUAUUUGGUGUAUGCAAAAUACUAUGAAAUGGCUUAUUUAUUUAUGUGACCGCGUUGUUCAACUUCGGAAUAAGAUUUAUUCUUCCGACAAAAACAAAAACACACACACAGAAAAAUCGAUGAGUGACUCAUCAGUCUUUGUCCGAAGCUACAACAUCAGUGUCGUGUUUCUCUUCUUAAAUCUCUUCACUUUCUUCUCCGUUGUCUCAUCUGACGAACAUGUCUUCGUUGUGGGUGAAACUGGUUCACUACAAGUGACUCCAAGAACAGAGGUGGUGAUAGAUUCUCCUGGUCUGAAGCGAGGUACAACAUCGAGAUGUGAGAGGUUACAUAUCAAUGGAUUAGAAAGACUUAAGCACAUUGAUAGAUAUGCUCAUUCACUGAAGUUGACCCUUUUGAGUAAUACAUCGAACAGUAUAAGAACAAGUAUAGACAUUUGCUUCCACAGGAAUUCGUCGCGUGCAAUUGGAAUGUGCUCUCAUGGUCAGUGGGAGAAAGUAUCAAAAGGGUUACCUUGGGUUGGGAUAAUGUCACCUUUUGACUACAAGAUCCUUGAUAUAAGAACCUAUGGUGGCUCAUCUGAAGUCGUCACCUUGGAGUUUGUUGCUAAACAAGAGUUUUUCAUGUACCGUAUCGUGUUUUUAAUGAUGGGGAUAGUGCUGCUGAAUUUGGCUUCUAGACUUAGCAAAGCAGUAGCGUUUUAUUACAUUGGUGCCAUGUCCAUUGGAAUUGUCAUUCUUGUAACUCUUAUCAUUUAUCAGGGGAUAAAGCGUCUCCCGACUAGACGGAAGAGUCGGUUUGAGUUAUUUCUCUACUCCUCUAUGAUUGGUGUGGGAGGUUACUCUCUUCAAUACAUAUGCGGUUUAAUUCAAGAUCUGCCAAUGCAGAUAGGAAUCAGUGAAGAUUUGCACAUUCCUCUGGCGAUUCUUUUGGUUGCAUUUGUGUAUUUGUUUGGAGCAUGGUCAGGGUUUUGGACUGUUAAGAAAUUUGUUGUGACAAAAGAUGGUUCUAUUGAUAUUGGUACAUCAAUCUAUGUCUGUUGGACCAUCCGAGCUUUUGCUGUGGUUCUGAUCCUUCAGAGCUCUUUAGAUCCCUUGCUUGCUGGAGGAGCGUUGAUAUCUAGUAUUCUCAUCUCAACAGUUCUAAAAAGUAUCAGCAGAAUGCUGUUAGCGCAAAGAACUGAGAGUUGUAGCUCCAGCUUAAUCCAUGCUACUACGUUUGCUUAUCCUCUUCCUAGAGGUUCCAACAAGAAGUCGAGGACAGUACCACUAUCUGAUUCAGAUAUAUUCCCGUCUUCAUUCCACAGAACACCAGAAGGGAGAAGAAAGCUAAGGAAGGAAGAGUUAGAAAAGUUCACUAAAGAGAGUACGGAAAAGGCAAUGAGGGAAUUGGUUUCUUCACCAGGUUUUGGCGAAUGGGCGGUGAAAAAUGCUAAUAGAAUCAGCGUAAAUCCGAUAAUGGAGUCGUCCAGUAGAUUGACUGAUACGGUUAAGCGCAGAAGAUGGUUCCUCUGGUUCUGAAAAGCAAGUAGCCAGGGAAACUUUUGAACCAGUCAGGAGAGUGUAGACUGUAGAGACUCUUGUAUUGUAACUCUUUAGGGCACGAUUGUUGUAAUAACCCUAAUUGUUUCUUCUUAGAUUGGUUGUGCACGAAGCAACAAACA